Messenger RNA from Miscanthus lutarioriparius, 2475 nucleotides. Lineage: Eukaryota; Viridiplantae; Streptophyta; Magnoliopsida; Poales; Poaceae. The record is from the annotation of a GenBank genome assembly.
AUGGGAGAGGAGUGGAAGGGAAGAAGCGGCGGAGAGUGGCUUGAGGGUGAACAUGGCGGCACGCCAGAUGAAGUAGGAUGGUUCCGAGGGGCGGAGCCGGAGGUGGGGGAGGGAAUAGAGGUGGAGUGCCGAGUACGAAUAGGACACGCCACGGAGGGCGUUGAGGAUGUCGCCGGCGGCGAGGUGAUGAUUGGGAGGCAACUAGGAAAAGAUCAAGAUUGGACUGCAUUCCAGAGCAACCAUCUUAAGGAAGUGUCGACAGACUACAUGGACGCGGAGAGAGACAUCAAGCCCUUCGUCUCCCCUAUCGUGGCCGCCACCAUCCAGCGGAAGCUCCACGGCCCCAGCGCUUGUCAGCCAACGGCAUUGCCACUGGAGCGUGGUGGCACUCGAGUGUUACCGCAAACUCAGCCUCAAGCGGCAUGCGUCCUGAACCAGGCCGCUUCAGAGCUAUCGGGUGGCGUCAGCGACCGGUCCAUUAGCGCCGACGAGGCACUCGAGGGUACCUCGGCUCGUCGAUCUUGCUCUGCACCACCACCACGGUUGAGUAGGAAGUUCUGGGGCGCCGGCGAUUAUGAUAAAGCGAAAGGGAGGUCUGCGCCACAGCCUCCGAGUCUUCAGAAUCGUAUGUGCGUCCACCCCGAAUUUCUCCACUCCAACGCAACUUCACAUAAAUGGCCGUUCGGAGCCGUGGCAGAGUUGUUGGACAAUGCGGUGGAUGAGAUAGAAACCGGUGGUGCUACAGAAAUAUUGUUGGACAAAGUCAUCGACAAACGGCAUGGAUCACCAGCUUUACUAAUUCAAGAUGAUGGUGGAGGUAUGGAUCCUGAUUCUUUGAGGCGGUGCAUGAGCUUUGGAUUUUCAGAGAAACAAUCAGGAUCUUCGAUUGGACAAUAUGGAAAUGGAUUUAAGACUAGCACAAUGCGGCUUGGAGCAGAUGCUAUUGUUUUCACUCGCUGCACUAAGAGCAGUGGGCCUACACAAUCCAUUGGUCUCCUCUCUUACACUUUCUUGGUGGAAACAGGACAUACAGAUGUUGUAAUUCCUAUGGUGGAUUAUAAAUGCAAUCUAAUGAAAGGACAAACUCAACGAUUGGAGCAUCAUGGUUCGGAGCAAUUCUCCUCAAAUUUGUCAGUGUUGUUGAAAUGGUCCCCUUUUGCAACAGAAGAAGAGCUUAUGCAGAAUUUCUGUGACAUUGGUCCACAUGGCACCAAGAUUAUAGUGUUCAAUCUAUGGUCCAACGGUGAUGGUAAUUUGGAGCUCGACUUUGACACGAAUCCGGAGGAUAUUAUGAUAAGUGGAGCGCCAAAUCCAGAAGAAAUUAGUAACACUGUAAAAAGGGCUAAUGAGAACCAUUUGGCAAAUCGACUACGCUAUUCUCUUAGGGUCUAUGCUUCUGUGUUGUAUCUGCAGCUACCAGAUUACUUUAGGAUCAUACUUCGAGGGCAAGAGGUUAAGCAUCAUCGCAUUGCCGCUGACCUAAUAUAUCCUGAAUGCAUCAGUUAUAAACCCCAAAGUUGCGGAAUAAAAGAGGCUGAGGUCCUUACAACUAUUGGAUUCUUAAAGGGUGCCCCAACUAUUAGCGUGCAUGGAUUUAAUAUCUAUCAUAAAAAUCGCCUUAUUUUGCCAUUUCAUAGAGUUUUGAGUACUGCGAGCAGCAAAGGUAGAAGCGUCUCUGGGGUAUUGGAGGUAGACUUCAUCAAGCCCACUCAUGACAAACAGGACUUUGAGAAGUCACAGCUGUUUCAGAGGCUGAUCAACCGCCUGAAGGAAAUGACCAACGAGUACUGGGAUCUCUACAGUGAGAAGAUUGGAUACGUGAAAAUGCCACGCGUGAGUGCAGCUCCCACUCCUCCUCCUCCUCCUCCUCCUCCUCCAGUAAUGCUGCCGAUAGCAAAUGGCGCCGCUGAACCAUCAGAGAGGAGUGCACCUGCUCCUGCUCCGACGCAACGCUUGAGAUCGCACGGCAACUACGUGAAUGCUGUUCCAAUCGCCUUUGCACCCCCUGGUUUCCACUCAGCACCUGUCAAAACAGAGGCUGUUGCACCUGGAGCGCCUAUGGGCUACUCCCCGUCCUCCUCGCCAAACGUGCAGACCAUGCAAGUCAUCAACCAGACAAAAUCGCCUUCCAUGGCGCCUGGCACCGAUUCGGUGGAGACAAGAAAAAGGAGGAACGACGAUGCUACCAUGACGGUCGCGCUUAAAAGGAAGGCUGCGGAGGAUUUGGCUGGCAGCAGCUCCGCUACUGAUCAGGUAUCCCAAUAUAUGGGAGAGCGAGAGCUGAAGGAAUUUAAAUUCAUGAAGUUGGAGAACCGGAUGCUCCGUGAAGAGUGCUCAGAAUUUGAGAUGGCAGAGAAGGAACUACGACUCAAGGAACAGAAUCUACGGCUCGAGCUUGAGAAGGCGCAGGAGCAAUUCAAGAGCCUGCUGAACGAAUACGUUUCGUUGUCUGCUGUGCCGACACAGAAACGAUAG